Messenger RNA from Ananas comosus (pineapple), 2200 nucleotides. Its product is annotated as pentatricopeptide repeat-containing protein At3g62890-like. The record is from RefSeq and is a predicted model, not a curated record. The coding region runs from base 93 to 1730 and encodes 545 amino acids. Gene Ontology annotation, molecular function: protein binding; RNA binding. NCBI's taxonomy places the organism in Eukaryota, Viridiplantae, Streptophyta, Magnoliopsida, Poales, Bromeliaceae. The transcript has a single exon. Gene Ontology annotation, biological process: RNA modification.
UUAGGAAAAGAAAGAACGGUUAUGCCUUUAGCCCCGAGCGUUUUUCCGCGCGUUUCUGCGGGCUCGCGGAGCGCCCCGGUCCGAAAGAUGAGAUGCGCUCCCGCGCGCCAGCUCUCGCGCCCGCCGCCGACCUCGCGCUACUCAUCGACCGCUCCCGAACCCUCCACCACCUCCGCCAAGUCCACGCCCGCAUCGUCACCUCCCCCGACCUCCCCCACUCCGCCUCCUCCUCCCUCCUCCUCCGCGUCCUCCUCUCCCCUCUCGCCCCCACCUCCUACGCUUCCGCCCUCCUCCUCCACCGCAUCCCCUCCCCCUCCCUCUCCCUCUCCCUCUCCCUCUCCCUCUCCAACUACAACGCCCUCAUCCGCUCCUCCUCCCCCCCUCUCCACCCCCUCUCCCUUUACUCUCGCAUGCUCUCCCAUGGCCUCCUCCCCGACCACCUCACCUUCCCCUUCCUCCUCAGGAGCUGCUCCCUCCGCCUCGACCUCCUCUCCGGCCGAUCCCUCCACCCCCACAUCCUCAAACUCGGCUUCCCGGCCGACGUCUUCGUCUGCAAUGCUUUGCUCUUUAUGUACGCCUCCUGCGGGCGCAUCGACUGUGCCUGCAAGGCGUUCGACGAAAUGCCUCACAGAGACGUGGUCUCCUGGAAUUCGAUUUUAUCCGGGUACUUGCGGUGCGGGGAGCUUGACUCGGCGCUGCGCCUGUUUUCAGAGAUGAGGGAGAGGAACGUCAGAACGUGGAAUGCGAUCAUUACGGGGUUUGUUCGGGGCGGGCGGGCGAGGGAGGCGUUGGAUUUGUUUCACGAGAUGCAGCUCUCGGGCGGCCCUUGCGCUAGGCCGGACAAGGUUACGGUUGCGAGCGUUAUCGCGGCGUGUUCUUCUUUGGGCGCGUUGGAUCAGGGGAGAUGGGUGCACGGCUAUUUGAAGAAGCAUAAACUGGAGUUUGAUGUCGUUGUCGGGACUGCUCUGAUAGACAUGUAUGGGAAAUGUGGGUGCAUGGAGAGAGCUAUUGCGGUGUUUGAUGAAAUGCCCAAGAAAGAUGUUUUGGCUUGGACAGCGAUGAUCUCGGCUUAUGCCGCGCAUGGCCUAGGAGAAGAGGCUUUUGGCCUCUUGAAGGACAUGGAGAGGAAUGGGUUGAAGUUCAACCAUGUGACCUUCGGUGCGCUUCUAAGUGCAUGCGCACACUCUGGCUUCGUUGAAAGAGGUCGCUGGUGCUUUGAUGUGAUGAAACGCGUUUACUCUAUUGAGCCGCAACCUCAGCAUUAUGCCUGCAUGGUCGACUUGCUGGGCCGAGCAGGGCUUUUCGGAGAAGCCGAACGGCUCAUACAAAGCAUGCCAAUGGAGCCGGAUGUGUAUGUUUGGGGGGCAUUACUUGGUGCUUGUCGAAUGCAUGGAAAUGUUGAAGCAGGAGAGCGAGCGGCAGCUCAACUCAUUGGUUUGGAUCCUCUCAAUCAUGCAUAUUAUAUUAUUCUUUCUGAUAUAUAUGCUAGGGCUAAUAGGUUUGAAGAUGUGAAAAAGGUUAGAGGUUUUAUGAAAGAGCGUGGGAUAAAGAAAACUGCACCUGGCUGCAGUAUGAUCGAAGUCGACGGUAAAGUUCUUGAGUUUUCUGCCAAAUGGGUGCUUGAGGACCUGAUAAAUGAGAUUGAAUGGGUGUUAAAUGCAAUAAAUUUUGAAUUGAAGUUCACUAAUAGGCUUUCUAAAGAAUAUGGGGAUCUAAUGGAGAAUACAUGAACUAUUAGGAUCCUCUGAAGCUGCUCGCAUUAAAAGGCUGUUCUUUUCCAACUAAUUUGUUUGGAUUUGGAACUCUUCAGCAUGUGGAUCUCGCUAAAACAAUGGUCGAGAGAGAGAGAGUCACUAAAGUCUCAAGUUCAGCAGGAUCCGGAUGUGGGUACAUCUUGUUACAUGGGUUUGUGUCUUUGUAUUAUGGUACAAGGUUUGCAGCUUCACUCUGAGGAUGUGAGACGACUUCCCUCUCACCCGCAGAGUAGGUAGUGUAGUGGGCUGCGCUUAUUAAAACAUGCCCUAAAUAAACAUGUAUGUAAAACACUGGGCACGGGGGAGGAUUGUGAGUCUAUUGUUGGAUGUAUCAGCUUAACAUUCUUUUUAAUCUGGAGUUUUGCAGAGAUUGCAAGAACUAUUGGGCAGUGGAAGUUUGCACAAAUCUUUUGAAAAUCUAUAUAUAUCUAUAAUAUGUAACUACA